AUGGCUACUCCUGCCGUCCAAACCCCUUCAGUUCCAACACCUCAAUCAACACCAUUUGCAUUGCCCUCUACACCAGCACCAUUGGACGCACCAACUCCAAGAGACCAUAACCCCUAUGCCGUCGCUGGAAUAACACCCACUCUACAAAACAUUGUCGCCACGGUCAAUCUCGAUUGUCGUCUUGAUCUAAAGACUAUUGCCCUCCAUGCCCGUAAUGCUGAAUACAAUCCAAAGCGCUUUGCAGCUGUGAUCAUGCGCAUCCGCGAUCCAAAAACGACCGCACUGAUCUUUGCAUCUGGAAAGAUGGUCGUCACGGGUGCCAAGUCUGAGGAUGACUCCAAGCUGGCUGCCCGCAAAUAUGCUCGCAUCAUUCAGAAACUGGGUUUCCAGGCCAAAUUCACAGACUUCAAAAUCCAGAAUAUUGUUGGCUCAUGCGACAUCAAGUUUCCCAUUCGUCUGGAGGGUCUUGCUUAUUCGCACGGUCAUUUCAGUUCUUAUGAACCUGAACUGUUUCCUGGUCUCAUCUACCGCAUGGUUAAGCCUAAGAUUGUCUUGCUUAUCUUUGUGUCUGGCAAGAUUGUCUUGACGGGUGCAAAAGUGCGAGAGGAGAUCUAUCAAGCUUUCCAAGCUAUUUAUCCCGUACUCACUGAGUUCAGAAAGCCAUAA
Molecule: messenger RNA, 666 nt
Organism: Phycomyces blakesleeanus NRRL 1555(-)
Lineage: Eukaryota; Fungi; Mucoromycota; Mucoromycetes; Mucorales; Phycomycetaceae
Product: transcription factor TFIID, C-terminal, TATA-box binding transcription factor
Exons: 4
Coding region: 1-666 (221 amino acids)
Biological process (GO): DNA-templated transcription initiation
Molecular function (GO): DNA binding; RNA polymerase II general transcription initiation factor activity
Source: RefSeq, a predicted model, not a curated record